Messenger RNA from Wyeomyia smithii (pitcher-plant mosquito), 2263 nucleotides. Its product is annotated as SET and MYND domain-containing protein 4-like. The coding region runs from base 209 to 2155 and encodes 648 amino acids. Gene Ontology annotation, molecular function: protein binding. The record is from RefSeq and is a predicted model, not a curated record. The transcript has 5 exons. NCBI's taxonomy places the organism in Eukaryota, Metazoa, Arthropoda, Insecta, Diptera, Culicidae.
UUUGAGACGAGAGCAAUGUCAUGUUUAUGUCAGCGUUCAUUCAAGUGCACAACAGAAAAUAAUUAUUAUAUAAAUAGAUGACAAAGAGUUCGAUGCGGAUGUGGUAAAAGAUGGGAAAACAGCAGAUUUUACUCAAUAUUCUGUGAGAGGUUUGACGGUGCAGAAGCAUCCGGACGUUGAACGAUGAACGGCCACACGUGAGUUCGGGAUGGAGAUUUGCGAGCAAGAAGGAUUCUUCCAUCAGGAUUACGACCGCUUGCGGGCCACAAUUAGCGAAAACGAGUUACGCACUUUUUCGCAGUUAAAAACCGACAGGCAACGGGUUAGAUUUGUGGAAAAGGUUAUUACCGAGCGUUGUGAUGAUUUAUGGAAAACUGCAAGGCGAAGUGAGUCUGGAAAAAAUCUGUCGAUCGCUUUAGAGCAGAAGAAUUUGGGAAAUCAAGAGUUUCAAUACGAAAAGUGGAGUAACGCGUUGCGGUGCUAUAAUAGGGCCAUAUUGAGAAUUCCGUCAAACAAUGUUAUGGAAAAAUCUAUCAUCUUGGCAAAUCGUUCGGCAGCCUUAUUCCACCUAAAUAAAUUUGAGGAAGCCUUGCAGGAUAUUAAUCUAUCGAUCGACAAUGAUUAUCCCAAAGCAAUGAGGUACAAGCUGAUGGAACGAAAAGCUCGCUGUUAUUUUGCAUUGAAGGACCUACCCUCAUCACUUGAAUGUUAUAGGGAGAUGCUUGAUGCUUUAAAGUACUCAAGCCUAGAUCCGGAUAAGCAGGAAAACAUGAUUAAGGACACCUACAAAAAGGCUACAGAGCUUGAAGUCCAUAUAGCAACCAUCAAGAAAUAUCUGGAACCUGUGAAGCACUCCUUAGGGAAAAGAAAAUUUCUGUUCCAUUUAGAUAAAGCAGUAUAUUUCGAUUGCACCGAGAAAGAGGGAAGGUUCGCCUGCACAAAGAGCGAUCUCCGACCGAAUCAGCUGGUGCUUAAGGAAUUACCCCAUGCGUCGGUAGUAAAUCGCGAAUGUAAUUUAACGCACUGUGAUAAUUGCUGUUCGCGAGUUGAUGUUCUGUUUUGCUGUCCAAAUUGCGUGGAUGUCGCCUAUUGUUCGCCUGAUUGUCAGAAGAAGGCUUGCUCCAGUUAUCACCGAUACGAGUGCGGCUUUUUACAAUUUCUUUGGAAGUCCGGAGCGAACGUAGUCUGUAUGCUAGCACUGAGAAUUAUCACACAAAAGAGUGUGGAAUAUUUCUACGAACUCGAGGAGGAGUUAGAACAAUUGACAAGUGAGAAAACUGAUGGGCUCCCAUACGAUGAUUACCGUAAAGUGUUCAAGUUUGUGACUCACUCCGAACAAAGAGGCGCAGAAGACUAUCUCAAAUGGACACUGAUGGCUACAUUGUUAAAUACUGUACUGAAACUAAGUGUGUUUUACAAAACCAACACCUUAGACACCUACAUUGGAGCACUAGUAUUACAUAACAUGCAAAUUGUCACCUACAAUUCGCAUGAAAUUUCAGAGCUACAGCGAAGGAAACCACGAGAUUCGGGUUUCUCUGCUUGCAUAGGGGCUGGUCUGUAUCCGACGUUAGUUCUGUUCAACCAUUCCUGUGAUCCCGGAAUCACUCGGUAUUUCGUCGGAAACGCUGUGUACGUGCGAACGGUUAAAAACAUUCCAGCCGGAUCGGUGCUAGCGGAAAACUAUGGUCAGUUGUUCGUUCGAUCUAAUCGUCAUGAACGGCGAAAUUCUUUGAAAUCUACCUAUAAGUUCAUCUGCGGUUGUCAAGCAUGUGAGGAAAAUUGGCCCAUGCUGGAUGAGAUGAGUGUCAAUCUGGUGCGAUUCCGAUGCACUGGUAGUGAGCAAUGUGACAACGUGUUAAUUUAUACAGAGCAUUCGCCACAGGAUGCGCUAAAAUGUGAAAAAUGUGGUAUGUUUACGAGCAUUAACGAAUGUUUCGAAUCGUUGAAGCAAAUAGAUGUAUACAAACGAUACAACGAAGCUACAGAUCUCUACCAAGAGGGGGAGUUUGAUCGGGCACUUUCCAAAUAUGCGGCGAUUAUGAGCUCUUUGGAUCAAGUUUUGGUGAGACCUUAUCGAGAGUAUCACAUUUGUCAGCAAGGAAUUCGCCGGUGUUCGUUAGAGCUGGGUAAUAAAUAUACGGAGCAAUCGUAACUAAAAUAAUAAAAACGUGCGUCAGAAAAUCUUUGUUUGUGUUUACGUCUGACAAUGUUAUUGUGUUUAUUUCGAAAUGUUGAAGAUGUAAUAAACGGUUGAAUAGUU